Adineta steineri is the source of this 1046-nucleotide messenger RNA. NCBI's taxonomy places the organism in Eukaryota, Metazoa, Rotifera, Eurotatoria, Adinetida, Adinetidae. The record is from the annotation of a GenBank genome assembly.
AUGUCAUUUACAAAUUAUCGAAAUCCAAAUGCAAAUCGAUCAAGUAAUACAAAUGAUGAAAAUUCAAAAGAUCUGAAAUCAAAUAUUCGUGAAAGUCGUUGGAUUCAACCUGAACAAUGGCAAUCACCUGAAGUUCAAGAAAAAUUUGAUAAAGGAGCUAUAGAUUUUCCUUCAGUACAUGGAAUGCUUCAACAAUUAGGUAUUAAAGUUCAAAAAUUUGAAUUAAAUAAAAUUCUUGAACAACAUGAUCGAAAUAAAGAUGGUCAUAUGAAUAAAGAAGAAUUUGAAGAACUUUAUUUAAAACUACGUGCGGAGAAAGAUCCAGGUAGUACGUGGGGACGUUCUGUUAAACCAACUGGUGGUGUUGAUCGAUUUGUUACUAUACGACGAGAUUCAACUGAUGAUUUAGAUUCAACAUCAUCUGCUGUUGAACAAAAACAAGAAGCAUCUGGGCCAUAUCAUAGUGUGUUAAUUGAAGAACGUGAAUGGAGUGCCAACUGGAUAAAUCAACUACUUGCUGAUGAUGUUCAUUUAAAUUUACGUGCUAAUCCUAUCGAUACAAAAGAUUCACAAGCACUUUAUAAACGAUGUCAAGAUGGUAUCUUACUUUGUAAAUUGAUCAAUAUUGCUGUACCUAAAACAAUUGAUGAACGUGCGAUUAAUUUAAAUUUAUCUAAACAAGAUAUAUUUCGACAAAGUGAAAAUUUAGAACUUGCUAUUAAUUCUGCACGUGGUAUUGGUUGUAAAGUAGUUAAUAUUCAUCCUGAAAAUAUUUCUAAAGCUGUCCCACAUCUUGUUAUGGGUCUACUUUGGCAAAUUAUUCGAGUUCAAUUAACAAAUGAAAUUAAUUUAAAACAUGUUCCUGGUCUUAUAUUACUCUUACGUGAUGGUGAAACAGCUGAAGAUCUAUUAAAAUUAUCACCUGAAGAAUUAUUAUUACGAUGGUUUAAUUAUCAACUACAACGAACACAAUAUAGUGGCAAACAAGUAUCAAAUUUUAGUAAUGAUAUUAAAGUAAAUUUAUUUCAAAAUUUUGUUCAAGGCAA